Molecule: messenger RNA, 5264 nt
Organism: Lates calcarifer (barramundi perch)
Lineage: Eukaryota; Metazoa; Chordata; Actinopteri; Centropomidae
Gene: zzz3
Product: zinc finger, ZZ-type containing 3
Exons: 12
Coding region: 690-3650 (986 amino acids)
Molecular function (GO): zinc ion binding
Source: RefSeq, a predicted model, not a curated record
UUAGCCAACUUGGCUAACUAGUCGUUCACGAGAAAAAAAAGAAAUUGGCUUGGUUAGAUUGUAGUGUACUUGUUCGUUGUGUGUCAUGGAAAGCGUGUAAGAUAAUAUGUGAAUUUCACGGGUGCAACAGUCUGCAGUUUGGUGUCUUAAGCGUUAAUGUUUUACAUUUAGCCCGGAGAGCUAACGGUAAGUUAGUUUGCUCAGGUUAGCUCGCCAAACAGCAAGCUAGGUCAAGUAACGUUUGCAUGGAAGUUGGUCCAUGCUAACGUUUAGCCAGCUCGCCAGCUCUAUGAACCACCUGUGAUGUUUUGCUUAAACGUGUGUCCGGAGUUGUUUUUUUUAAACGGCGAACUUCAGAGUUCACCUGCCGCAAACUAGUGUUAACUUAACCGGCGGCACGUGCGGCAGCACCCGUUGUCUAGUCUCGGUAGUUUAACAGCAUCCUCGUGCCUCCAACUUUGUCGGUGCUGAGCUCGCGGCAGCUGAUUAGCCGGGAUGUUGGGGUUUGAGCGAUUUUCGUCGGUAUGUAUACCAACACCACUUCGUGGAUUUUUUGUUGCCAGUAGGCCCUGUGGAAGUGUUGAACUACAGGUCAGCUACAGAGACGAACAGACCCACACGACGGUGCCCACAUUCUGCUGCAGAGGAGAGAGCACCAGGAUGAGGAGACUGUAGGCACCCGCCGUAGUAUGGCCGCGUCCCGUUCCUCGCGCGUCACAAGGUCAUCAGUGGGGCUCAAUGGAUUGGAUGAGAACUUUUGUGGUCGAACCCUCAGGAACCGCAGCAUCGCCCAGCCGGAGGAGACCUCAGUGUCUCCGUUACCCAGGGCCCGCUCGCCCAAAAAGAAGCAAGACACCAAGCAGGAGUCAAAGCAGGAGUCGAAGCAGGAAACGAAACAGGAGUCAAAACAGGACAGCAAGCAGGAGUCGAAGCAGGACACCAAGCAGGAGGCCAAACAGGAGUCAAAGCAAGAUGUUAAGCAGGAGUCAAAGCAGGACUCUAAACAUGACACAAAGCAGGAUGCCAAGCAGGACGCGCAGAACGAUGGCCAGCAACUGGCCUCGUUGCAGGGAAAGGAAACUGACUCGAAUGCUUCCCCCGCUGAGGUGGAGCAAUUAUCCAGCUCCAGGAAGCGGGGUGCGUCCUGUUUAGAAAAAGACAUUGCUCCUGAGAAGCCCGAGAACUGUGAUAGAGGGAAAGGGGCGCGGGAUGCCUCUCCUCAAAUCAAAAGGGCCAAGCGGUGCUCCCGCUCUGGAGAGUCUCAGGGACACGAGGAGCACCCUGAGCCUCUAAAACCUGAAAGUCCAGUCUCUGUCCCAGAGCCCAGCAAGGACAACAGUUGUGAAGAAUUUCCCAGCCAAAACUCUGCUAACACAGCUCCUGCCUCACCCAUCCUCAGCAAAGAGGAAGGUGAGCUGACGGGGGCGAAGGCAGAGGACGGUCAUGUGGAGUGCGAUGGGGUACCUCAGCCCCCGAAUGCUCACAAAGCUUCUAAUGGACUCAGAGAGAAUAAAGCAGAGGAAACUAGCACGCUCACUAAAGAGCCUAGUGCGAAUCCCACCUCUGCCACCAACUGCCCGUCGCUGCUCAACGGUAGCCAGACGGGGGGCCCCUCAUCCCCUGAUCCCACUGUGCCUUGUAGAAACUCUGUCCCUGGGCAGAUGGAGGUCUCUGGCUCAGGAGAAUCGCCAGCCUCAUCUGCGCCGGCACUUGAGGCGGUUCCAGAGGAUCCUGUCCCUGAGUUGAUAGUGGCCAAGGAGCAGGAGGUGGAGGAGGUGGAGGUCGACGUGGUGGGCGAGCCCUUGUGUCUGGCCCACGAGGAGCAGGUGAUAGAGAACGAGAGCGAUACCAACGGCCGGCCACUAACGCCAGUGCAGGAAGCUGCUGCCUCCACCUCCUCCACCACCACCACACCCAACAUGAACAGUAGUCCAAUCAACAACAACAGCAACUCAGGAGAAACUACACCCCCACUAGCAACAACCCCCUCCCCCACAGAGCCAGGGUGCAACCCCUCAGUAUCCAGCACGCCCCCCUCUUUCACAGAGCUCUACGAACACAGAUACACCCUACGGACUUCACCCAGGAGGGCUGCCACUGGUGGUAAAGCCACCUCCUCUAAGCCCAGCUCUCCUCCCAGAGACAAUGGUCCCUUGAGGGAAGAGGGGGAGGUGGUGGUUGGGCUGGAGGAGGACUGCCCUGUGGUGGAGGAACCUGCCCCCUCAGACUCUGUCGGCCCCUCCUGCGAGGAGCCGAUGUCCGUGGAUCCUGGAGACAGGGCAGGUGGCGAGGUCGGUGGGUCCGUGGACGGCAAAGAGGCCGAGAGCAGCAAGGAGCUUACACAGAACCAGGCUGCCGAGGAGGAGGAGGAAGAGGAGGAGCCAGACGUGUAUUACUUUGAGUCUGACCACCUGGCUCUUAAACACAACAAAGAUUAUCAGAGGCUGCUGCAGACCAUCGGAGUUCUCGAGGCACAGCGUACACAGGCCAUCCUGGACCUGGAGACGUUGGCACGUCACCAGAGAGAGGCGCUCGCAGAUCCCAUCAGCUUUGUGGAGCAGCUGCAGAAACGGGUGAAUUUGGGUUUGCCGUGUCCUCAGCGAGUCGUCCAGCUCCCUGACAUUGCGUGGGAACAGUACACCUCAGGCCUCUGUGACUUCGAGAGAGAAUUCUGUGACAAGAAACGCAAAACCAGGCGGCUAAAGUUGAUCUUUGACAAAGGCACGUGUAAGUUUGGUUUGCCUGUUCGACCAAAAAGUCCAGUGGAGCCCAAGAAGGAGGGUGAAUCCUCCACCAUGUACUCGUCUCUGCCCACUAGUGAUGCCCCAGAGAAUGGAAGGCAAACGCAGAUGAUCAGGGGGAGGAUUUGUCACCCAAACAAGCCUGACACAUUCAACCAGCUGUGGACUGUGGAGGAACAGAAAAAACUGGAGCAGCUUCUUGUUAAGUUCCCUCCUGAGGAAGUCGAGUCCAGAAGAUGGCAGAAGAUCGCGGAUGAGCUGGGCAAUCGAACAGCAAAACAGGUUGCCAGUAGGGUUCAAAAGUACUUCAUCAAACUGACAAAAGCUGGUAUCCCUGUGCCUGGAAGAACACCCAACCUGUGCAUGUACACUAAAAAGGCAUCCAGUAAGAGGCAGCACCACCUUAACAAGCACCUGUACCGGCCGUCCACCUUCCUGACUUCCUAUGAGCCUCCGGUCUACAUGGACGAGGAAGACGAGCGCUCGGCGUAUUACAGCAGCGUGCAGGACCCCUCUGCUGAUGACUCGGAUGAGGAGAGUGUACCUGUGGAGUUGAGAAAUUUGCCAGAAUACAAAGAGCUUCUGGAGCUGAAGCGACUGAAAAAACAGAAGCUCCAGGAGAUCCAGGAGGAUAAGGUCGGGGUGCGGCACGUAGGCUACAAGUGUGACGUCUGUGGCAUGGAGCCGAUCCAGGGAGUGCGGUGGCACUGUCAGGACUGUCCGCCAGACAACUCGGUCGAUUUCUGCUCCAACUGCUCCGACUGCUUGUUCAAGACAGAGACCCACAAGCCUAACCACCACUUGGAUCCGGUGUACCAGCCAGAAACCUUUCUGGACAGGGACUACUGUCUGCCGCAGAGCACAGGCUACAACUACCUGGACCCUAACUACUUCCCAGCCAACAGAUGACAGGGUCCCAGGCGCCCCUAGCCCCAGGCUCUCUCCACAUAUCCCACAGGCCACUCUGUGCAUGGCUCCAUCCUCCAAGUCCAAGAUAACCGCUUAACCCGCCGCCAGGCAGGAAGGCCAGCAGGCAGGCAGACAGCCGGGUGGGGGGCCUCAGAGCAGACCACAGAGCUGCUGGUGGGGGAUGCUGUUGGUAAACUGGCCUCCCUGACUCAAGCAAAGGGCGGCCACGUUGGUCCCUCAGAACAAGGGGGCCCCCUGCUCCACCUCAGCCAGGUUAAUCAACGGAUCUGUGAUUUGAAACGAUACACUAUUUUUAAAAACAAACAAACAAACAAAACAGAAGGCACACCGACAUUCCCGAGCUCUGUGACUCCAGGAGGGCUGUCCCUGUUUCCCCCCCUCUUCCCCCGUCAUCGCCCUCCAGUUACCUCCCUGUGCUGCUUCGAAACUGGAGAAUUGACGAUCAGUCUGGUGAAUGGAGAUGUGUGGUCGACCAGUGUGUCAUAGUGGACUGUGUGAAGUCAUCAGCUGAGAUACACACAGGUGGUUUGUAUGUGUGUAUGUGGUCUCCGUGUUAUGCAAGAGUGAAAAAAAAUGUUCUAGCUAGGUAUCCGUAGAUUGAGUAUUUAUGAGUCGCAGCCUCCUCGGCGGGAGUCGGGAGCUGCUGCGAGAGAAGUUCAGCGGACACUGAGGUUCGAGGCUGCGGUGUGAGUGUGUGUGUGUGUUCUUUUUUUUUUUUGUGGCUGUGGACUGUAGGAAGUUCUGCUGAUCCACAUGACGUUCUGCAGACAAGACCUGUAUGUGUUAACGGACUGCACGCCAUGUUUCAGCAUGGAGCCGUCACUACCACUGUCACACAACGCUGCUCUCUACCACCCUCACUUUUCAAACACACACACACACACAGAUACACACUUUUCAUCUGUAUUUCUUUUCCCUUUUGCUCUCUCCACUAAAACAUGUCUAACAAGGAAGCACUACAGCACGGAGAGCAAAUGUUUUUUGAAGGCAGGCGAAUGGGAACGUAUGGAAAAAUACACAAGACUGUGCUUUUCUUUUCUUUUCUCCUCCCCCAAUGUGUGCCGUUGUUGAUCAUGUUGAGUGUACAAGUAUAUGGUGAAAAGUAGCCAGUGCUAGUUGCUGUGUGCCAUUUUUAAAAAAAAAGAAAAAAGUUUUUUUUUUUUCUUCGAGGAAUUCCACCUCCAAACCCUGGCCACAACUUCUCCCUCUUUGUGUGGCACCAUCGACCCACAUUAUCCUACAUUAUUGAUCCAGUCAUCAUGCCUCUAGAUCUUCUUUAAUUUUGCAGUCCACUUUAAAAGGUCCAUUUAAAAGAUUGUAUUUUUAUUAAUCUAUUUAAAAAAGAAUUGAGGUAGUGGUUGGUGCCUCCACAGUGGAACAACCCACACAAUUUUAUACACAUAGAUUUUGUUGUGCUUGAGUAGACACCAUUUUGUAUGGUUUUUGUCUCCUUCCCUUACCCCCCCCCCACCCUGCUUCAGUAUCUGUGUAUAACAGUCUGUUCUUAUGUAAAAAAAAUAAAAUAAUGUAAAAAAAAAAAAAUGCUAGAGGAGAACCGUGGAAAUAAAAGUAUGUGAAAAUAGUGUUUCUAUA